CUUCUAGCUAUAGGUGUUUAUACACAUUAUCCAGUAGAGAGAUACUACCUUGCAUUCAAACUUCUAGCUAUAGUAUUAUUGGUAUUUUUCUCAACACCUGCUGCAUUUGCUGGUAGCAUUGAAUCUCUUCUUCAACCUAUGGUGGAUAAAGUUAGCAGGUUUCAAAUCUAUGCUAUACCCUUUAUUCUCUCCUGUAUACCAACCCUUCUCUUCAUUCUCUUCGGAUACUUAAUACAGGGUAUAGUUAAACUAUCUAUAGUUAAAUUUGGAGGGUGGGAGAGACAAAAGGUUAUACCUGAGUAUAUGGUUGGAUUAUUCAGUUGGGGAUUUUUAUCCAUUGUUAUUCUACCAGUUCUAGCUCUUUCAUCAGCUCAGAAUAUAACGGAGUUUCUACUAGAUACUUUUCAACCAAUGGAAGCAUUGUUGGAUACAUCAAAGAACUCUACUGGAGCAAAUCUAUACAACAGGAGAUGGGAAUGUUUAUUUCUACCAGACUCCGGAGCAUUCUUUAUGAACUAUCUAAUAAUAUCUGCUGGACUCCGCAACCAUCUUAGUCUGCACAGGUUUCCGGAGUACCUAGAGGAACUUUGGGGAUAUUGUUUUCAUAGGUAUACUGCUGUAAAGAGGGUUGAGGUUGAGAAGACCAGGGAGUUCAACUGUAUAAGGAACAGUGAAAACAUGAGUUUAGCUGAAGAUUAUACCUGGAUACUUCUUCACUUCUCAAUACUAUCCUUCUUCUGUGUCAGCUUUCCUCUCAUAUCCUCAGCUUUUAUAGUUUAUAUCCUGUCCAAACAUGUUAUUGAUAUAGAAUGCUUCAGGAAAUAUUUUAAAACGGUUGGAACUCAACCUGCUUUGCUAAGAACUGCUAUAGAGAUAAAUAUAUUCUGUGGUUUAUUGGUUCAGCUGAAUACUGUAGCUUUCCUAUUCUUUAGAACAUCUCCAGGGGGCGAGGGUUUGGUUCGGAGAAUGGUUGCUGGAAACCUGAUUAUAUUCAGUAUUCUCAUCUUCCUCAUCAUGGAGUCUAGUAGAUGGAGGUUUCCUUGUAAUAUAUUCGGCAAACCUAAACCAACAAGAUCUAAGCCUAUAUCCAACCAAAUCCAUGAGUACAGGGACAGACUUUUCUUUGAACAUCUUGUAACUUCUAUAUAGAGAUAUUGGUUAACAUCUAUUCAAGCCAUGUUUAAUAUAAAUAUUCUUCAUAUUUUCUAAUAUAUAUGUGUCAGUUA
Eurytemora carolleeae is the source of this 1226-nucleotide messenger RNA. Its product is annotated as CSC1-like protein 1. NCBI's taxonomy places the organism in Eukaryota, Metazoa, Arthropoda, Copepoda, Calanoida, Temoridae. Gene Ontology annotation, molecular function: calcium-activated cation channel activity. The transcript is spliced from 12 exons. The record is from RefSeq and is a predicted model, not a curated record. The coding region runs from base 139 to 1149 and encodes 336 amino acids. Gene Ontology annotation, cellular component: plasma membrane.